AUGGGCAAGAGAGGUAAUGCUGCAUUUACCGAAUUCGAAAUCACGAGGACGAAGGAAAGAGAUGGCACUGUGUACAAAGUACCCGCUCUUGCAGCAAAGACAACCAACCAUGCACCAGAUGCAGACGUUUUUGGACCCAGGACCAUGGUAAAGAAAUUUCCUGUUAGUGCACGAGCUCUAGAGACGCUUCUAGAAGCACACAUUAAACUUUAUGUUAGCAUCACCCACUCGAAAGGAAGGGUUCUGAGUUGCUUCACGGUCGACAUGUCGGCUAUGACUGCUCCUCCGUUUAUAUUUCUGCUUACUUCCCUUACUGAGUUCCAAGGUGCAAUCAGUUUUGAGCGUCUACUCAUGCCGUUGAAUCCUGUUCUUGGAGAACUCUUAUAUGGGUACCAGCCAGCGAGCGUAGCUCGUGAAGGAAAAACUACCCUGGUUGGGGAACAUCGUAACGCGGUCGGGCAUGCAGUUCUGACUGGAUCCCUUCCGUCUGGGGAGACCGAGGAAUACCUGAUCACGCUUCCUCGACUCCGCAUCGAUGGGCUGUGGUACGGAUCACCCUAUAUCGAGCUUGCAGAAACGAGUUACGUUCAAAGCUCUACUUGGUGGCUUUCUACGAUCGAAUACAAAGGCAAAGGCUAUUUCUCCGGAAAAUCACACACUUUCAAAACACCGCUCACCCCGCCUUCACAUAUCCAUACCUCCCCUCACGUCAUCAAAGGGACGGGGCAUGCGAUGUCUAAAGAGUUGCAUGGCGGUGCUACGUUCCAUGAUGUGACCUCGCCGAAGGAGGAGAUUACGGUUGCGCCUGGGGAGGAGCAGGGAGAGCAGGAAGUUGUGAACGAGCAAAGGCAGAGAAGACGGGACGAAUCUGCUAGUGGUACGACGUGGGAGUUGAAGCAUUUCAAACAUACGGAACAUGGUCCUGUCUACGAACGUCUAUGCAAGCUGUUCAAAACAAACCCCCCAGCAGAAAAUGGAUAUGUUCACCUCGGCAACGUUCCGCGCUCUGAGACUUAG
This is a messenger RNA of Suillus subalutaceus, 1017 nucleotides long. RefSeq lists its product as uncharacterized. The coding region runs from base 1 to 1017 and encodes 338 amino acids. The record is from RefSeq and is a predicted model, not a curated record. Lineage: Eukaryota; Fungi; Basidiomycota; Agaricomycetes; Boletales; Suillaceae. The transcript has 10 exons.